Molecule: messenger RNA, 3513 nt
Organism: Suillus clintonianus
Lineage: Eukaryota; Fungi; Basidiomycota; Agaricomycetes; Boletales; Suillaceae
Product: SNF2 family N-terminal domain-containing protein
Exons: 19
Coding region: 1-3513 (1170 amino acids)
Molecular function (GO): ATP-dependent chromatin remodeler activity; nucleic acid binding; zinc ion binding
Source: RefSeq, a predicted model, not a curated record
AUGACCCAGGAUUUCCAACCUCGCGGUGGUCUCUUUUUUGCAGGUUCAGAUGAUGAGGGCGACGCCGUAAAUUCGACAAUGUCUCAGAUUGGCGUACCAGUGCAGCCAGCAUCUCACCAACUAGCUCCCCCAUCAGGUCCACCUUACUCCCAACACGGGAAGCGCCUGUUCUUUGCCGACAGCGACGAUGAAGAUAUUCCACGAUUCGAAACACCAAGGCCAAUUGCGAUCAAUUCGUCAUUAGUUAUGAAUGGUGAUGACAGUGAAAGCGACCUGGAGAUACCCUCCUCUGAAGACCUUCCUCGAGCUUCCAGCGUCAGUACUAUGUCCUCAGAGCCCUCUCUCAGAACUUCUUCGCCGGUGCCAGGUCCUUCUGGUGAAGAACCACCAGUCAAGAAGAGGCGACUCUCGCCGCCAUCCAAGGUCCAGACACGUACAGGGCAAGCAUCAUUUGAUCAUCCUGCAUAUCUUGGAUCAUUUCUUGUCGGGAAUGCCUGGAGUACUGUCAGAGGCAAAGGUUAUAUCAAACCAGGCGACAUCAUUCGCAUCGAACGAGAUAAUCCUGAUGAUUUUAAAUCUGGCCUACCAGUCUCAGGGAAAGGAAAGAAGAAAGCCCUUCCAGAAAAGGGUAAAAAGAAGCAACUCACCCUCGGUGCUAUGCUGAAAUCGCAGCCGCCCAAAACGACGAAGAAAGCUGACACGGUAGUUCGCCUUACGAACGACCGUGGUUUCGAGUUUGGCCGUCUUCCGCAGCAUGUCUCAUCUUGGGUUUCGAGACUUCUUGACUUCGGGAUUGUCGACUUCAAAGGCAGUACAGUGGUGGACUGCCCAGCCAUUCUGCAUUCUGGUGCGGACUUGAUAGUCUCGUUAUCUGUAUAUAUCCGUGCAUCUGCAUUCAAGCCACCAAGUACUUCAGCGGAGGGGCCGACAACGAUGUUCAAUCAGGGACAAGAAACCCAAGAUGAACAAACUCUCAGAGAACGUAAAUCUGCGCUGCUCUCUCUCUUCGAAGCUGUUAGCCUCCGCCCUUGUAGGGGAGCCCACGUCCAAGAUAAUGGCAACGCGGAAAAUGAAACUGAUGGUAUGAACAAGAAUCUGACGCAACAUCCUGGAGGUGCCAAGAAGAAGAAAAUUGAAAUUGUCGGUGACGACGAGGAGAUCGAAGUAGAAGAAGGCGAGGAGCUAUCUGACAACGAGUUGGAUGUAAUCUACAAGAAAGCCCAGAAGAAUGAUCAAUCGAUGGCUGAGAUGGAUCCUCCUGACACGUUUACAUUAACACUAAGGGGGUACCAGAAACAAGCGCUUAUGUGGAUGCAUUCAAAAGAAUCAGGGGAAGUAUCCGCUAGAGAAGCUGUGUCUAUGCACCCUCUGUGGAGCGAGUAUGUUUUCCCGGCCGAACCCCAGGAGGGUAUAAUAGACCUGACUGAAGACGAGAAACCAUUCUACUUCAAUCCUUACUCUGGAGAACUCAGUCUUGACUUUCCUAAAGCCGAACGCAAACUCAAAGGAGGGAUCCUCGCUGAUGGUAAAAGAGUGCGUCCCCGCGACUUUUGUACAGUAGUCGGAGCUGAUUCAUCUACCUCAGUGGGAAUGGGGAAAACCAUUAUGUUAUCUGCUCUCAUUCACAUGAAUCGAGAGCCGGAACCCAUCCUUCCCGACGAUACCUCUAGGGAUCUUGCACGCACUCGUCAGCUGAAACUUGACAACGCCUUCCGGUCAAGAGCUUCCGGACAAAGGAAGAAGCCUACUAAAGGCCCUUCUGCAACAUUAAUCGUUGCUCCUACCUCACUGCUCUCCCAGUGGCAUGAUGAACUCCAGCGAUCAAGUGCACCAGGGACCCUUAAAGUCACUGUCUGGCAUGGACAGAACAGGUUAGACUUGGACGGUAUAGAAGAUGAUUCAAAGGAUGAUGCGUCUAUCACUGUGAUCAUUACAUCCUACGGCGUACUUGCCUCCGAACACUCCAAGCUCCUCAAGUCCGGCGGCCAAUCUUCUAUUUUUCAAGUGGAGUGGCUACGAGUGAUCUUGGACGAAGCUCAUCACUGUAAGUCCAGGACAAGCAAGACCGCACGAGCUGUGUAUGCUGUUCGUGCUAGACGUAGAUGGGCUGUGACAGGAACUCCCAUUGUCAAUAAACUUGAGGACCUUCAUUCGCUCCUACAAUUCUUGGAGUAUACCCCGUGGUCAUCGUAUUCAUUCUUUCGUUCUUUCAUUACUGUGCCAUUCCUUGCCCGCGAUCCCAAAGCAAUAGAGAUAGUGCAAGUGAUCCUCGAGAGCGUCCUUCUCCGACGCGAAAAGAACAUGCGUGAUAACUCUGGAAAACGCAUUGUCGAGUUACCUGCGAAGGAGAUCACUGUUGAUACACUGCACUUCACGCCUGCAGAGCAAAAGAUAUACGACUCUAUUUACAAUGCGGCAAAGCAGAACUUCGAUCAGCUCAAUGCGAAGGGGCUCGUGGGCAAAAACUACACCCACAUUCUUGCCAUGCUUAUGAGAUUGCGUCGGGCAGUGCUUCAUCCAGAUCUCGUCGCUGAUACUAGCGAUGGGACAGAGACUAAACCCUCUGGACACUCCAAAGAUGGAGCGAUCGACGUGGACACGCUUAUGAAUGACAUCUCAGAGCAUGAUGUGUCGAGUAGCUCGAAAGCGGCUUAUGCUGAGAACGUUCUAGCUAACCUUGACACGUCCAGUGAUUCGGAAUGCCCAAUAUGCCUCGAUGUAAUGCAGAUACCGUCCAUCAUUCCUCCCUGUAUGCAUCAAUGCUGUAAAGAAUGCAUUAUAUCAUAUCUUGGGACGUGCACGGACAAGGGAGAGGUGCCACGAUGCCCGACGUGCUCGCAAGGACCAGUCAAGGAGCAAGACCUCAUUGAGGUUUUCCGAUCGUCUGGUCAAGAUAGCCCACAUCAGGAGUCUACAGGGGACGAAAAAGAAGGGACGUCGACAUCAGAAGUCUUCCUGCGCCGAAAUGAUUUUAGAUCGUCUACGAAACUGGAUGCGUUGGUACAAAACCUCAGACGACUUCGAGAUCAAGACCCAUACUUCCGUGCUGUCGUCUUCUCGCAGUUCACGUCCUUCCUUUCCCUUAUCUCUGUGGCUCUGGACCGUGAACGCCUGUCAUGGUAUCGUUUUGAUGGAUCGAUGGACCUCAAGAAGCGCAAUGCUGCCAUAUCAGAAUUCAAGCAGAACGAGCGGAAGCCCAAAGUCCUUAUUGUCAGUUUGAAAGCAGGCGGUGUCGGUCUGAAUCUGACGAGCGCCAACCACGUCUUCAUGAUGGACUGCUGGUGGAACGCGGCUACAGAAAAUCAAGCCAUUGAUCGCGUGCACCGAAUAGGCCAAGAAAAAACGGUAUAUGUCAAACACUUCAUAGUUGAUCACACCAUCGAAGGUCGCAUACUCCAGAUCCAAAAACGCAAGACCGCCAUCGUCAAAGAGGCGUUCCGGGGAAGCGAUAAAUCGGGUAAAGCGGACCCAGAGAGUCUCCAGAACCUGAAGGUUAUAUUCGGUGAUGAUUAA